CCACUUAAGAAAUUCCCAUUUGGCUGCAACUUUGUCAAACAUUAUUUAUUAUUGUAAACAAUAAGUGGCCACCACAACCAUCCAAUGUACAGAAUAAAAAAAUUGACCAUGUCUAUCCAUACGCAGAGUUGGUGUAGCUGCCAUUUGACUUUGUAAAGCUAUGCUGUACAUCAGAAACUUCUAUAUCCAGAGCCGCGUUUUCCUUUCUAUGUAUAUUCCCUAUUGCCUAAUGCCACACCAUUUUGGAUUGAUUGCCGCAGGCCUUCUCAUCACCUCAAAAUAAGCUAAGGCUCUCAUUCUCUUUGGCUGUCUUUGUUUGCCAUCACCGAAUCUAGGAUUAGUAUAUAAAAAACCCUCUUCUUUUUCUUUUUAACCAUCUUCUUCCCUUUUCUUGGUUGCUGUGGGAUAAAACACCAAGAUUUCUACAACAUAAAUAUGUGUCCUCUGAGGUUUAUCUUGGUGUUUUUCUCAGCAGUUUUGGCUGGAUACUUUGCAUGGAGGUCUGUGCGGUCGUCGCCGGAGAUUGAAAGCAUGAAUUCCAAUGAUUCAACAGUUGAAAGGAAACCAUUGAAUCACAAACAAGAAUUCACUGUGAAGAAGAUGGUUCAAAAUGGAUUCUGGGUAUUUGUCGACAUGGCCAGUGGAAAGUACCUGUGGAGGAAUCUGAAGGAGAUGAGGAAAGAUGAGAAAGUUAAGAGCUGCUAGAAUUUUUUUUUUUUUUAAUCAAACCUUUUUUUCCCUUUCGCCAUCUCUACCCCCCUGUGGGGAAGGAGGAGAAAUUGGAAUUUGAGGGCAGGGCAGGUACGGUACAGAUAUCACAUGCUGCAAAUGUAAUUCAGUUGAGAAUCCUUCUGAGAAUCUGAGCUAAUAUUGAAUUUGUUCAUCAGUUCAAAAUAAAGAAAAAAAAACUUUGUUCAUCAA
Molecule: messenger RNA, 921 nt
Organism: Hevea brasiliensis (rubber tree)
Lineage: Eukaryota; Viridiplantae; Streptophyta; Magnoliopsida; Malpighiales; Euphorbiaceae
Exons: 2
Coding region: 436-705 (89 amino acids)
Source: RefSeq, a predicted model, not a curated record